CUGUAAGGGCGUGACAGUGACACUACACUAUCUGUUCACAUCAGCUCUUGCAUGGACCAUGAUCGAGGGCGUGUUCCUGUACCGUACGACUGCCGUGGGCUUCAAGGCACUUAGGAUUGGGUGGCUGAGUCUUAUUGCUUACGGAGGCUCCCUUGUGGUUGUCGGGGUGUCUUUUGGUGUUCUCUUCGACACGUAUGGAACAUCUGCAUACUGCUGGUUACACGUUGAAGACAACAGUAUCUACAUAUUUGCAGGAUGUGUCUACGCAACAGAACUGUUCAGUUUUACGGUGUUGUGGUUCGUCAUGAAAGCAUUCAGUUCCCUGAAGGCAAACAAGAAGAAAGAUGAAAUCGACAAGAUCAAGGCAACGGCUCGUGCCUUAUGCAUUCUUCUACCAAUCCUUGGUUUAACCUGGAUCGCUGGAACCAUCACCAGUUUCACCCAAUCUGAUGCUGUCAUCUGCUUUCAGUACAUCUUCAUCAUCUGUUUCUCCCUCCAGGGUGUCUCCAUCUUGGUGUUUCACUGCUUGUUAGUUCCGGCUGUGAAAACAGCGCUUAAGCUUCGGCUUGGUCGUCGUGUUGCAGAUAGCACUUGGGCAAGUAGGAGGAGUUCCAAGCCAACCGCCACAUCAACCUUUUAAAGAAAAGCUGGGAUAGGUGAAGAUUAAUUUGUGAGCUUUUCUAUCUUUUCAUGUUAGUGUGGAAGAGUAUCGAUGAAAAAGAUGUCAACUGUAAAUGAUGGCUUUUCAAAUGGCUUCACUUUUAAAAAAUAUGAUAUGUAACAGCUACAAGUUGUGGACCACGCUUUCAAUUAUGCAAGAAAACCCGUUUACCUUCUAUAUUUCACUGUCAGACACUAUGGAGUGACUGACUGACAUAU
This is a messenger RNA of Strongylocentrotus purpuratus (purple sea urchin), 879 nucleotides long. RefSeq names its product adhesion G-protein coupled receptor D1-like. Gene Ontology annotation, molecular function: G protein-coupled receptor activity. The transcript is spliced from 7 exons. Bases 59 to 640 code for a protein of 193 amino acids. Gene Ontology annotation, biological process: cell surface receptor signaling pathway; adenylate cyclase-activating G protein-coupled receptor signaling pathway. The record is from RefSeq and is a predicted model, not a curated record. Gene Ontology annotation, cellular component: membrane. Lineage: Eukaryota; Metazoa; Echinodermata; Echinoidea; Camarodonta; Strongylocentrotidae.